This is a messenger RNA of Impatiens glandulifera, 1446 nucleotides long. RefSeq names its product AT-hook motif nuclear-localized protein 10-like. Bases 52 to 1257 code for a protein of 401 amino acids. The record is from RefSeq and is a predicted model, not a curated record. The transcript has 5 exons. Gene Ontology annotation, molecular function: minor groove of adenine-thymine-rich DNA binding. NCBI's taxonomy places the organism in Eukaryota, Viridiplantae, Streptophyta, Magnoliopsida, Ericales, Balsaminaceae.
CACAAUCAAGUCCUUUCAAAAAUAUUCUCCCUCCCUUAACCGUCUUUGAAAAUGGAAGAGAAGGAUAGCGCUGCAUCUGGCUCGUUUUCUCUAUCGGAUAAUGAUUCUCCACCGCCUGCUUUGAGUGUUCCAUUCAUCGGUUCUGUUACUCCGAUCGUUAAUCCCGAUGUUAUUGUAAACACCGGAUUGAACAUGUCUGUAACCGCCGGGAACGGUGGUGGAACCGAAACUGGAACUGAAACUGGAACCGGAACUGAAACCGGAACUGGAAUCGGAACAGGAACGGGAACUGGAACAGUCGAUUCGAGUAUGAAGAAGAAGAGAGGUCGUCCGAGGAAGUAUGAUGCGGAUGGAAAUUUGAGAGUUCCGUAUGUAUCGCCAUCGCCUCCUGGAUUUACUUUGACAUCGACGAAGUCUGAGUAUUCUUCUUCGAAGAGAGGUCGUGGAAGGCCAUCUCCUUCUGGUAACUGGCAAUUGCUUGCUUCUUUAGGUGAGAUGUUCACUAACACAGCCGGAGGAGAUUUUACUCCGCAUGUGGUGACUGUUUACACAGGGGAGGAUAUAGCAUCAAAGAUCAUUUCAUUCUCACAAAAGGGUCCUCGGGGAAUUUGUGUGCUUUCUGCAAAUGGAGCUGUUUCUAAUGUCACCAUUAGGCAAGCAGGUUCCUCCGGUGGUAUUUUGACAUAUGAGGGGCGGUUUGAGAUAAUAUCACUUACUGGGUCAUUCACAGUCUCUGAUAAAGAUGGUAUGAGAAGUAGGACUGGUGGGUUAAGUGUUUCAUUGGCAGGUCCUGAUGGCCGUGUGAUAGGUGGAGGUGUUGCUGGCUUAUUAAUGGCUGCCAGUCCUAUACAAAUUGUUGUGGGAAGCUUUAUGCCUAAUGGUUAUGGAAAGGCACUGAAAAAGAAACACCUAGCUGAACAAAGAGUAGCUAAAACUGAGCCUAAAACUGAGCCUAAAAUGGAGAUGGAUCAUGAAACUGUGACGCCUGCCACUCCCAUCUCACAAGCGGUUCCUGUUGCUGGUGCUGGUGCUGGUAAUAAUAGUAACAACAUAUUCUCGGCUCCUCCUGCAUCCACCAACCAUUUCAUAGUGCAAAGUGGAAUUAGCAGCAGCCAUGGAGAUGCGGAAAACCACCACCGCCCAAAUGGGGUUCAGAAUCUCAACACUGUCUCGCCUUCUUCGCCGGAUUGGAACAACAACUCCAGUAGUAGGCCUUCUCCCGACAUCAAUUUAUCUGUUCAAGUUGAACUUAACUGAAUUGAACUGAACUGAACUGGAAGUAGGUGUUCAUUGUCUAUCUAUCUUAUCUAUUACUAUUAGUGUCAUCUUUCCUAGAUUUAGGCAUUGACCAUGAGAAGAACUAAUUAGGAGGCACAUGUUUACUUUUCAAAGAAUGUUUUUUCUUUAACUUUCUUUUAAAUGGUUUAUUUAGUUGGACUUAUCUUU